Messenger RNA from Serendipita indica DSM 11827, 825 nucleotides. The record is from the annotation of a GenBank genome assembly. Lineage: Eukaryota; Fungi; Basidiomycota; Agaricomycetes; Sebacinales; Serendipitaceae.
AUGGUCUACAAGGACAAGGACGAAAUUCUAGCGGCAUUUAACGCUUUCAGAGAGCAGUUUGAUGCGGUCAAUGACAAACGAGAGCGGCUGAUCAAGUCAUCUAGAGAGGUCACCAUUCAAUCUAAGCGGAUCAUAUUCCUGCUACACAGACUAGUGACAAGUGACUCCCAAGAUGACCAGGCAAUCGAGGCCGCAGAAAAGAAGCUGAACCACAUUAGAACCACACUCCUCUCCGAGAUUCAUAAAGAGGUCCCCACACCCGACGAGUUUUGGCUCCACUUGCGAUCUAUAUCUCCAGGAAUACAGGAAUACCUCGAAGCAGUCUCAUAUGUUCACUUUCUCAAGACAAAGGGGCUCAUUACGUACCAAGAGGCCCUACUAUGGUUCUCAGACGAUUCCAAGAUCCCGUUCUUCCCAUUACCUUAUGAUGAGUUUCUCCUCGGCAUAUCAGAUGUUACCGGCGAGCUCAUGCGGCUCGCCAUCACCUCGAUUGCACGUGGAGGUGGACGAGAGCGUGCGUCCGCAAUAUGCGACUUUGUACGCAGAUGCAGCGCAGACUUUGAGCAAUUCACCCCCGACGUGCGCGAAUUGUCCAAAAAGCAAGCCGUCACCAAACAAUCCAUUCGCAAGAUUGAAGAAGGCGAGUCUUGUGCCAUGAGGACGAAGAUAUUUUUGCUAACGAGUUGCAAAGCCAACUAUGCGGUACAUCUGAGAAGAGCAGAAUUCGAAGACGACCCCACCAUGCUUGACGAAUACGUUCGACGGAGCUUAUCCUCGCGAGGGCGUGACAUUGACGACUACGCCGGUGGUGAAGAAGGAGAUUGA